Prosopis cineraria is the source of this 552-nucleotide messenger RNA. RefSeq lists its product as uncharacterized. The transcript has a single exon. Gene Ontology annotation, biological process: negative regulation of catalytic activity. The coding region runs from base 1 to 552 and encodes 183 amino acids. The record is from RefSeq and is a predicted model, not a curated record. Gene Ontology annotation, molecular function: enzyme inhibitor activity. NCBI's taxonomy places the organism in Eukaryota, Viridiplantae, Streptophyta, Magnoliopsida, Fabales, Fabaceae.
AUGAAACGCAUUUCAUAUUGCGUGUUAGUGCUGGUUAUUUGCCUCAUAACCGUGCCUCGUCAAACAGAAGGCUUAGGGGGGAGAAAAGGGCAGCAGAACGUGACCGAGGUAAUUGAGCAGGUAUGUGGGAAGACAGAUUCGAAGGAGGUUUGUGUGAAAACGUUAAAAGCUGACCCAUUGGUGCGUGGGCGUGCAAAUGUGACGGCGAAGGACCUGGCAAUAUCGUUUCUGAGAAUGGCAUCAAAGAAUGCGACGGGGGUGAUAUAUGAACUGAAGGUGCUGAUGGAAAACGACAGGUUGGGUCCUCAAGUUCAACAGGGCCUAUCAGAUUGCAGGGACAUGUUGUCGGAUGCAGCAGAUCAGAUCGAGAUUGCGCUUUCUGCAAUCUCGGCGAAUGCUACAUAUAAUACUAAGGAGUGGCUCCAGGUUGCCACGGAUGCCACAGAACUCUGCAAGGCCUCCCUCGAAGGCAAUGAGCAAGUCAUGCUGACCAAGGCCAAUGGAUUCUACGAUUUAUGCGUCAUUGCCAGCGGCAUUUGCAGCCAACUCUAG